Messenger RNA from Verticillium dahliae VdLs.17, 1105 nucleotides. RefSeq lists its product as uncharacterized. The transcript has 2 exons. The record is from RefSeq and is a predicted model, not a curated record. NCBI's taxonomy places the organism in Eukaryota, Fungi, Ascomycota, Sordariomycetes, Glomerellales, Plectosphaerellaceae. The coding region runs from base 136 to 858 and encodes 240 amino acids.
GCACAGCACCAGCAUCAACAAUCACUUUCACCAAUCGACCUUAGGGUUUCCUCAACUGACUUACAAGUGGUCAACCACUCACUCCAUCACAUCACCCCUGCCCUACACCGUUGUGUCAGUAGACCGAUCUGCACAAUGAAGGCCGCUGCUUCCAUUAUCCUCGCCGCCUCGGCCUUGGCCACGGCUCAAGUCACAUAUAACGAGACAACUGGUGUCUUCACCUGUGCCGAGCCGAAUGUUGCAUACUGCGCCGGUGACUCUCUGGGAACUGACAUCAUAAUCCGGUGUAACGGUGCCUCCAUCGGGCAGCCCGGCCGAUGCACCAACAACCUUGCCGGUCAGCCACCUAUCGGCGUCAACCCCGCCCUCUGUUUCCAGACGUCCAAGACCUCGGGUGACGCUGCCUGCGAGAAGAACUGCAUCGUCUACCCAGAGGACGGCUCCAAGCCAUUCACUCUGUCCGCCGACCAGUGCAAGCAGUCGGGCUCCGGCAGCAACAGCACUACCACCACGACGGCCCCCAUCGUACCGUCGACAACAAGCGACUGCGCCAGCACCUCCGUGUACCACCACAGCAACAGCACCAGGCUGUAUCCUCCAGUUCCUUACCCUACCAACACUAAGCACUUCCCGCCUCAUCCUCGCCCUACAAAUGGCACCAACCCGUCUUACCUCCCCACACCCCCCAACGACACGCCAUAUCCCACAAGUGUUCACAACAACGCCACCAACGUUCCCGUCAGGCCAACGGGCACGAGCACCAACACCCCUCCCGACUCUGUUCCUACCGCUGGCGCGGCUCGGAACGGUAUUGGUGCUCUAGCCCUCGCGUUGGUGGCAGCCGUCUACUUCCUCUAAGCUCGGUUGGCAUUCGUUGACAAACCUAAUUUACAACACUUAAUACAUAAUACUCGACAUUUGGUUGGCGCCUUUCGCACGGUGUUGCCAGAGGUGUCUUGAAUAGAUGCACAUACUGCUGCGGCGUUUUAGGAUUUAGAGGCAUGGCUACUUGGCCAGUCGGGAUGCAGGGCGUUUCGGCUCGACAUACGGCAAGGAUUCCGGCGAGGCAUCCUGAUCAUAUAGACUUAAUUAAACUACAUCUCAA